This is a messenger RNA of Racocetra persica, 767 nucleotides long. NCBI's taxonomy places the organism in Eukaryota, Fungi, Glomeromycota, Glomeromycetes, Diversisporales, Gigasporaceae. The record is from the annotation of a GenBank genome assembly.
AUGGGGUCGUGCCGUUAACGAUAGUGUACGCAAAUUUUUACAAUUUCAACUCACAGUUAAUAUUACAGCAGUUAUAAUAUCUUUCACUAGUGCAGUAUUAAGUGAUGAUAAUGAAUCCAUAUUAACAGCUGUACAGCUACUUUGGGUUAAUCUUAUUAUGGACACGUUGGCAGCACUUGCUUUGGCCACCGAGUCUCCGACCGACGAACUUUUAUCUCGUUUACCUACUUUAAAGAGUGCGUCAUUAAUUAAUUAUCGUAUGUGGAAAAUGAUUAUUGGACAAGCAAUUUUCCAAGUGGCCACUAGUUUGACCUUGUUGUAUAUUGGACCAAAGAUUUUUCAUCUUAACGUUGAUGAUCCUUAUGAGGAAACCGUAUUUCGUACCUUGAUUUUCAAUGCCUUUGUCUUUCUUCAAAUCUUCAAUGAGAUCAAUUGUCGACGUAUUGAUGAUAAUUUAAAUGUUUUUGCCAACAUUUUUCAAAAUUAUACAUUCAUAAUUGUUCAGAUUUUUAUUAUACUUGGACAAUUUGUUAUCGUUCAAUAUGGAGGUGUUGCCUUUGGAACAACAAAGCUCACUUGGUAUUAUUGGCUUGUGACUGUUUUAAUUGGAUCUCUUUCCUUACCCGUUGGUGUGAUUAUUAGACUUUUUCCUAAUACUUGUGUACCAGAUCAUAUUCUUAACGAAUAUUACAGACCAAAAGUCACUAAAGAGAAGAUGUUAUGGGAACAGGCAAUUCAUGAUGUAAGAUCUCAACUUAGAGUAUUUG